AUGCCAAAGUCACCCCCAACCCCCUUAGAACAAACCCUCACCACCCACCUAACCACCCGCCUCGCCAACUCCACCCUCCGCACCCUCACCCUCCCCCCCACCGCCCACACCGACUUCUCCUCCAACGACUUCCUCUCCCUCUCCACCUCUCUACACCUCCGCACCCUCUUCCUGACCCACCUCUCCCCGCACCCCUUGGGCAGCGGAGGUUCGCGCCUCCUCGACGGCAACUCCAUCCUCGCCAUAAGCCUCGAAACCAGCAUCGCGGCCUUCCACGGCGCAGCCGCCGGAUUACUUUUCAACAGCGGAUUCGACGCCAACGCGGGGUUCUUUGCGUCGGUGCCGCAGAGAGGUGAUACGGUCGUGUAUGACGACAAGGUGCAUGCGAGUGUGCAUGAUGGGAUGAGACUUUCGCGGGCUGCCCGUAGACUGCCUUUUCAACACAACUCGGUGGAGGCGCUGAGGAAAGUGCUAGAGGCGGAGCGAGAGAAGGGGGGGAAACAGAAUGUUUUUAUAGCGGUGGAGUCGGUGUAUAGUAUGGAUGGCGAUGUUGCGCCGCUACGCGAGAUUGUGGAGGUCGCGGAGGAGGUGCUGGGGAGGGAGAGGGCGUACGUGGUUGUUGAUGAGGCGCAUGCGACGGGAGUGCUGGGGCCGAGGGGACGCGGGUUGGUGUGUGAGUUGGGACUAGAGGAGAGGGUGUUUGCGCGGCUGCAUACGUUUGGCAAGGCGUUGGCGGGGAAUGGAGCUAUUCUUCUAGGAUCCCAUACUUUACGGAGUUAUCUGAUUAAUUAUGCGCGGCCUCUUAUUUACACGACGUUCCUUUCGUAUCCGUCGCUGGCGCUUAUACAGGCGUCGUACGAAAUGCUGCAGUCGGGGCAGAGCGAGGCGCUGCAGGCGAAGCUUCAUGACCUCAUUCGGACGCUGUAUGCGAAGCUUGAGGGACUUCUGAAAACCUCGAGCCAUGCGCGCUGCUUACUGAAGAUUCCGUCGGUGUGUCCUAGAUCGCCUAUCUUUGCAGUGCAGUUGGUGAACCCAAAGGCACUUGCGAGCUCACUGCAAGGGCAAGGCAUGAUGGUGCGAGCAGUCGUGUCACCGACCGUACCCGCCGGUACAGAAAGAGUCCGAAUAUGCCUGCAUGCCGGGAAUACCAUGGAAGAGAUCGAAAAACUGGUGCUGGCGCUCAAGAGGUGGUGUGAAAGUCAAGCAGAAGAGAAUACGGAACACCAACCCCUUGAUACAUCAAAGAGAGCAAGACUCUAA
This is a messenger RNA of Bipolaris victoriae FI3, 1260 nucleotides long. RefSeq lists its product as hypothetical. Bases 1 to 1260 code for a protein of 419 amino acids. The transcript is spliced from 2 exons. Gene Ontology annotation, biological process: biosynthetic process. NCBI's taxonomy places the organism in Eukaryota, Fungi, Ascomycota, Dothideomycetes, Pleosporales, Pleosporaceae. The record is from RefSeq and is a predicted model, not a curated record. Gene Ontology annotation, molecular function: pyridoxal phosphate binding.